Trichogramma pretiosum is the source of this 4645-nucleotide messenger RNA. RefSeq names its product neurotactin (gene Nrt). Bases 248 to 2449 code for a protein of 733 amino acids. The record is from RefSeq and is a predicted model, not a curated record. NCBI's taxonomy places the organism in Eukaryota, Metazoa, Arthropoda, Insecta, Hymenoptera, Trichogrammatidae. The transcript is spliced from 6 exons.
GGAGACAGUUGCGCUUGGGCUUUCGCUCGUACAAUAUCGUACACACAUACACAAAGUGUUUCCGAACGCGCAGUUUUAAUCGUGGUUUAACAGUUCGACGGAAAGAUAUUCGUUCCCUCCUCAGUGCUCGUGCGUUUUGAAUUUAAAUAUUCCUCGGCGUGCAUUUAAUAACAAAAUAAAAAAGUAAUUCGUGAGGUGAGUGUUGUUUUUUUUUGUCAACUACGAUUCUACGAGAGGACCAGCAAGGAUGAGUCAGACGACGGAUCCUCAGCCGGCUGAGCAGCAGCCAGCCCAGCAGCAGCAAGAGCCACAGCAGCAAGAGGCCAACAAGAACGAGGACAAGAAGGAGAUCGCCGACGAGGAGCGCGAGAAGAUGCUCAACGCCGAGAACUCGAAGCACAUGGACGGCGGCGCGGCACCUGCCGAGCUCUCCACCGAGGCCGCCGAGCCCAAGCCCAAGAGGAAAAUCCCCAUUGGCGCCAUCAAGAUGCCCGGCCUGUUCCGCUCCAAGAGCAAGGAGCCUUGCAAGGACGAUGAGACGAAGCCAGCGGUCGACGCCGACGGAGAAACCAAAGACGUCGAGGCAAACAACACCCCGGCCAAAGAAGCCACAAGCUUCGCCGAUCGCGGAAGAAAUCUUCUCCAAUCGAUCAAGGUUCCCACUGCCCUCACCAACGUUCUCUCCAAGAGAAAGAAGGAGGCAGACACCGAGUUGGCCACCGCGGGUCUGGCGAGCUCCGAGACGCUGGACGACGCGGACGCAGCCGCCAACAAGGAGAAGAACAACGUCGCCGAGGACGGCAUGGAGAACGUGCGCCUGGACGCCGAGGCUGCGGACGGCUCGCCGCCGACCAAGCCCCAUCCCUUCUGGGUCUUCGUCACCAUUGCCAGACGUCACCUGCUCUACAGCGGCGCGACACUGCUCAUCCUGAUGCUCAUGAUCAUCAUAAUCUGCGUCGCCUGCGUGGGACCGCGCCGCGUCGUCGUCCAGCCCACCAAGGACGGCAAGGUCUACUCCCAGACGUCGUGCGGCAAGAUCGAGGGCCUGAUCGAGGAGGACGCCUACGUGUUCCGCGGCAUACCCUACGCCGUGCCGCCCGUGGGCCAGCGACGCUGGACCAAGUCCGAGCCGCUGAACAAGAUCGAGGACUGCUGGAACGGCACCUAUCUCGCCCACAACAGCUCGCACGUCUGCUGGCAGCGCAACGCCCUGGGCAACAUCAACGGCGCCGAGGACUGCCUCUAUCUCGACGUGUUCACGCCCCAGGUGUCGUUCGAGAAGCCGCUGCCCGUCGUCGUGAUGAUCGGCGCCGACACGCUCAGCGGCCCGUCGCCCGGCAUCAUGGUGCCUUCUGGCAAGCUCGCUCACGUGCGCGACAUCGUCUACGUGCGGCCCAACUUCCGACUGGACGUGUUCGGCUUUCUCGCGGCCGAGCCGCUGUCGCGCGACUCCCGCCCCAAGAGCUCCGGCAACUACGGCCUGACCGACAUCAUCAACGUGCUCAACUGGGUGCAGCUCAACAUCCACUACUUCGGCGGCGACAAGAGCAAGGUGACUCUCUGGGGCCACCGCGCCGGCGGCAGCUUGGUCAGCGCCCUGGUCGGCUCGCGCAAAGCCAGCGGUACCUUCCAACAGGCCUGGAUCUCGAGCGGCAGCGCCGUCUCGCCUACCCGCGACUUGAUCGAAUCGGAGAAAGAGAACUCCAUGUUCCUGGACUCGAUUCAGUGCAAAGACGCCGACUGCUUGAGAAGCAAGAACGCCGAAGAUAUCAUGGAGGCGGUGCCGCCGUCCUGGUAUGCUUCCAACACCGGUCUGCCGGCGAGCAACCAAUCCGAGAUCUCGAAGCACGAGUGGCUCGUCAGAGACGGCAUCAUCGUUCAGAAACACAUUGGCGAGAUCUUCAGCAAGACCAACAACUUGCCCAAGGUCGUUAUCGGCGCUACCGCUCAAUCCGGUGAAUUGCCGCGAUCCCUUAGCUACAAUGAAACCGCCACGCCCGAGCAGAUCAAGAGAAUCGUCCAGGAAUCCUUGAUUGGACUGAGAGGAGAGGCUGAUAAGGCAUUUGCUCAAUACAAUGCCACUGUUAAGGAUUUGCACACGAUGAUUUCCGAUAUCCGCGUAGUGUGCCCGUUGAUGACAAUAGCUUUGAUGAAGGAAGAUAUUCCAUUUUACGUCGCGACUUUCCCGCGCAACGAAGUAGCGGACGCCGACGCUGACGCUGCUGCAAUUCUUGGAUUCUUCUCAUCCAAAACUCCCGAGCAAAAGAGACAUUUACAAGCGAUUCAGCAACUUUUCAAUCACUUCGUAUGGCAUGGCGAGGUCAAAGAUUUCACUCCAAGCAAAAAGGUCCUCAUCGUCGAUCAGGACGUUUUACCCCAGUCGACUUACGACAACUGCAAGCUCUGGAUUGAAAACACACUAGUACCUACUAAUGGAAAGAAAGAUUAAGUGUCAUUUAACUAUCUUUAAAGUGAUAAAUGGAACACGAUGCGCCGAUUUUUGUGCGUAGUUAGUUGAAAAAAAAUAUUGCUAAGAAUCGCAUAGAGUAAAUUGCAUUUAUUGUUUACUCCAAACAAUUUUUAAUGCAAACCCUAGAUUCUUCGCAUUAUUUUUUUUAUUUUAGGUUUUUUAUUUAUCUGACAAAAUGAAAGUUAGCAACACUGAACGAUCUUUGUGUCAAACGAUGAACUUAAGUCAUUCAUCGAUAAUUUAAUUUAGGGAUGACCUUUUUAAAAUUUAAAUAUUUUCUUUUUCAGUAAAACAAUCAAACAAUCAACUCAAAAUGCCAUAAACUUUAAAGUUUUUGAGAGAAACGAGAUCUUUCGUUACAAUUAAUUGUCACUUUUAUCUUUUUAGAAUAUCAUCUAAAAUUUCCAUUUUGCCAAUAUAUAUACCUUCGUUUUAAGCAGGUAAAAAUUUUAGGUAUUGAUCUACAAUUUUCAACGUGUGUUUAAACAUUUAAUGUGAGAUUAUAUUUCAGUCUUAAUAUAAUGCAAUUAUCACAAAUUAUACUAAAAAAUUGUUAAGAUCUUAUAAAAGAUUGUCUUACUUUAUAAAUUUGAAAUUUAUUCAUAAGUAAAUCUGUCUGUGAACAGAAUAUUCUUGUACGCAAUUUAGCAAAGUAUGCGGACCUGAAAGGAUAAUAAUUAAGUAUGUGUAUAAAUGUGAAUCAAAUGUAAUAUAUUGCAAGGAAAGUAACUUGUCAUGAUCGGGAAACAUAUGUGUAUGUGUGUACAUUUAUUCGUAUAGUUUUGCAUAUAGUACAUGUGCUCAUAAGAACAAUUUUAAGAAAUAAAAGUAAGAAACUAUGAUUUAAGAUAUUAAUAGCGCGUGAAGCUUAGUUGUCAAGGAUAGUAAACGAUCUACACUAAUGCAUUGAAUGUAUUACUAACAACUCGGAAAUUACCGUGAAUUGCGAUUUUGUUGCUUUUAGUGAGUCAUACUCUUUAAUUUAGCCUCAUAGGUUUUUCAAAUUUAAAGGUGUGAUUCGUUUGUAUUAGUGUAUAAAGUUAUUUCAUUCAUCAUACCUUCGAUGAAUAACGAGAGUGUGUUAAAGUAUCAUCAAUGCAUGUUAUUUAUAAAUUUUGCGUUAAUGCAAUUGCAAUGUUUCAUUCAUUGGAUGGCCUCUUUGCAGAAGUGUAUUUGUGGAAGAAGUAUAUUUUUUAUGCAAAAUGGUUUAAGACUGUUUUCACAAAGCAUAGACCAAUUGACUUUAUCCAUCUAGUUAACUUGUGCAUGAAGUUAAAAAGCAAGAAUGUACUUUUAUAAAAUAUACUACAAUAUGACUGCCUUAUAUCGAAAAUAACUGCCAAAUUAAAAACACCACGGUUGAUCGAGUAUUUUUGACAGGAAAUUCAAGCUAGCAAAUUCUGUAUUUGUAGGCUGCAUAAUACAUAAGGAAUAUAUUUCUUCGAAUAAUAAACAUCCAUAUAUUUUAGAAAUAAACACGUAAAUUUUAUGAAAGAGCAUUUUCAUACCUCACAUAAAACGAUUAACUGUUAACCCCAGUCGCGACGCGACGAGUAGAUACUCAAAGAUUCAAUUAUUAUUGUCGAGAAGUUCGUGCACGGCUUCCCGGAGAAAUAAUUAAACUACGAUUUCAUGACGGACACCAUUAAAGUUAUUGUAAAAAAUAUUCUCCAUUUACUUUUCACAAAUUAACUUUUACAUAAAUCAUUAAAUUAAUUAAAUUAUAAUUGUUCACGCAAAUGUGAUAAAUUAGUAUAUAAUAGGCAGAUUUAAGUCUUUUAUAGGUCCUACGUUCUACUGAUUAAUGUAAGAGUAAAUGAGUAUUCUUUUUAUUUUUUUAAUAAUGGUUUUCUUCGUCCAAUUCACGGUCGUCUAUUUUAAAAGCAUCGUGAAUGUUUUUUAACGAUUUCAAGUUUAAAAAUUGAUGAUAUAAUGGUUUUUUGCCUAUUUAUUAAUUUGCUGAUGUGCAUGAAAAGCAAGAAAAUAAAAAAAAUAUGUACAGAAACGAAUUCAAUAUCAGGAUCAAUCAUAAGUAACGAAAUGUAUUAUAUUAUCUAGUACUAAAGUACUAGAUAGAAAUAAAUUAAAUCGAUAUUUAUUAUAUACUUACUGCACACUAAUAAGUGAUUUAUUGUAAUGAAAUAAUAUCAAUAAAGUUAUUCAGCUUGAAAACUA